Messenger RNA from Lycium ferocissimum, 537 nucleotides. RefSeq lists its product as uncharacterized. The transcript has 2 exons. NCBI's taxonomy places the organism in Eukaryota, Viridiplantae, Streptophyta, Magnoliopsida, Solanales, Solanaceae. The coding region runs from base 1 to 537 and encodes 178 amino acids. The record is from RefSeq and is a predicted model, not a curated record.
AUGGAGCAAAUCGAAUAUCCACCGAUGAAGGAUAUCGUGAAAGCUCAAGAUCACCCAUCAAAAUUCAAGCACAGCCGUAUGCCGCAAAUGAACGGAGCCGUAAAAGCGCCCAACAAGAAUAUAAAGAGGAUAUUGAGGAAGAUGACUGAUAAUCACAAGGUUGAGAUACCUUUCCUGAGAAUCAUUCAGCAAGCGGAAUUGGACAAUGCCGAAUGGGUCCGAGCUCGUUAUGAGCAAUUGGCUUUUAUUGAUGAGAAAAGAAUUGUUGCUAUUUGUCAUGAUCAAUUAUACCAGCAAAGGAUUGCAAGAGCUUUCAACAAACAAGUCAGAACCAGAGUUUUUCAGAUCGAGCAACUGGUGCUCAAACAGAUUUUUUCACAUCAAGAGGAAUAUGAAGGGAAGUUUGCUCCAAACUGGCAAGGGCCUUACAUAAUUCGCAAAGUACUCUUCGGAGGCGCGUUAGUAUUGGAAGAAAUGGACGAUCCAGAGUGGCCGAAGCCGAUCAACUCAGAUGCAAUCAAACGCUACUAUGCAUGA